CAGCAUCUGCGCUCCUCAGCACUCCGCCUGUCGCAGACGUUACGUCAUCAAUGUUGGCGGUAUUUUGAAAAGGAAGCGGCUGUUGCUAGCAGUAGAUCGGUGGUCUGUUGUUGUUGUGGUCCGCUUUGUGGAGGCAAAACUGCGAAAAAUUAAAAAUAUGGCUGAGGUGAAUCCCAAGGACCUGGCAGCAGCAGAGUUGUCAGAGGCCGCCUGGAGUGAGCUGAUGGACAGGUGUGAGGAUCAGUUUGCUCAGCUGGAAAAGCUUCAGAAUGAGAUCAUACUGAGUGAACCAGAUUGCUGUGAGAAUCCAACAGAGCAGUCAGUAAAUCGACUGAUGGCAACAGAAGCAGAACUGAAGCAGUGGCUGACAGUGGAGCCGAAACUGCUGGCAGAAAAUUCAGAAAUUUUACUUCAAGCUGGAAAAGAGGAGAUGCUGAAGCUCUGCUCUGAACUUGAGAUGGUUGUUUCUUGCUACGAAGCAAAGAGAGAGAAUCUGAGAGAAACUAAGGAACUUGAACAGAAGUGGCUGGAAGAGAAAACACAGGCCCUGAUGGCUGCCACUGAGCAUGUUGAGAGACUGAAGACGGAAAAUGAGAAUAUAUCAGAUCUUGGUGUAUUGCAGGACACUAAGGCUAAAAUCCAGAAAAUGAAGCAAUACCAGGAAAGGCUGAUGGCGUGUCUGGGGGACGUACUGGAGAAGCACGUCCCUCAUCCUCAGAAUGAUCCCAGUACAAACAAAAAGAAGAAGAACGUGAGCCAAGAGUUUGAUGAAGACUUGAUUUCCCUCAAUGAAAUCCUUGAGCUUCUCAUGAACAAGGUCCUGAACACACCACACGAUCCGUACGUGACGAUAGACAACACAUUCUGGCCAGCCUACACAGAGAUGCUACUCCGCUAUGGCAUUGCAGUGAGGCACCAGGAGAAUAACUUCAAGAUCCGCCUGGAAACUUUUUGUUGAGUCAGUGGUGCAUUAGGCAUCUCAAGCACCACUUAACUGCAAGUGUUUCUAAUUUGAUCCUGCUUGUAUAGUGCUGUCAUUAUGUAUAUUUAUGUAAGCUGAUAUGAGAACUAACCAUGCUGGGAAAGCAACAGAUACAGUGAUGUAAUGUCUGUAUAUGUCUAUUCAGACAUAUACAGGCAUCACAUCUGUUUUUAGGUUAAGAACAGUUUUGGGUGUAGAGUAACCAUGGGUCCUUGAUGUUAUGAUAUUUUCCUAAGUUAGGUUUUGAUGUAAAUUUCAUGUUAACGGAUAUUAAUGCUUAAUGAAGUUGAACGUAUUCUCUUACAUACCAUUUUUCAUAAUUUUCACUGGCCAUCAAUAACUAAUGUACGUCAAAAAAUAAAUAAUAAUCUCUGAUGCCUUCAUAUACCCCAAUACUGUACUGUAUAUAUGUAAAUUUUGUUCUAAUGCGUGUUUGUAUAUAUUUAAUUGUCCAUGUUUAAUAAAGUUUGGGACCGUAGAUGCA
Molecule: messenger RNA, 1466 nt
Organism: Acanthopagrus latus (yellowfin seabream)
Lineage: Eukaryota; Metazoa; Chordata; Actinopteri; Spariformes; Sparidae
Gene: cenpk
Product: centromere protein K
Exons: 10
Coding region: 158-958 (266 amino acids)
Biological process (GO): mitotic sister chromatid segregation; kinetochore assembly
Cellular component (GO): nucleus
Source: RefSeq, a predicted model, not a curated record